This is a messenger RNA of Nothobranchius furzeri (turquoise killifish), 2768 nucleotides long. It is a transcript of the gene p2rx3b, whose product is annotated as purinergic receptor P2X, ligand-gated ion channel, 3b. Gene Ontology annotation, cellular component: nuclear inner membrane; plasma membrane. Gene Ontology annotation, molecular function: extracellularly ATP-gated monoatomic cation channel activity; ATP binding; purinergic nucleotide receptor activity. Gene Ontology annotation, biological process: response to ATP; calcium ion transmembrane transport. The record is from RefSeq and is a predicted model, not a curated record. Lineage: Eukaryota; Metazoa; Chordata; Actinopteri; Cyprinodontiformes; Nothobranchiidae.
CUAACGAGGAUGCUUAACUAGUAAUGGCUGUAUUUUUAGUUAUCUAUAGCCAAAUGAUUCUUCCAAGAAAACGGAUCAACAGGCUCAGUCCACCUGAAUGAAAUGAUUAAGGUGAAUUUCCGGUCAUUGUCUGGUUCACCACAUCAAUUUUAGAGCUUUUAAUUCAGUAAACGUUGCAUUGUGAAGCCAUUAAAACCAGUUGCUGCCUCCUGCUCUCACCACCGAUCAUGAGGCGAGACUGGUUUUUAUUUACACACCAGCGCCCCGAUUAACGGUGGUUAACGGUCGGUGACGCUUCGGUCCUGCGUGCCUUUGAUAAAAAAAGAAAAAAGUCAGCCGCACGUCAUAGUUUCAUUUCGAACCUCCGGGUCGUUCAUAUGGUAACCAUGGAAACACUCCUGCUGCAGCCCAUUGACGUCUCCGGGGUCAGCGUCAGCGUGCACGCGCACGUAACAUAAAGGAACGACGCCGCUCACGUACCACGUGACUCCCGCGCACGCUCAGCGCCGCCUAUAAAAGGAGCGUUUCUGACGUCAGCAAAGCUCAGAACCUAUAGACCUCGGACCCGAGAGCACGUCACUCACUUUGUCUAGAAGAGAGAAGCUUGUUUUUGGACUCCCGCAAGAAGAAGUGAAAUGGCAAAAUCCACACAGGAAUGUUUGGAUGAUUCUACUUUCAGAAUUGAGGAAGACUUCUGUAGGAGGGAAGCAGAUGUGGCUCAGACAUCUGGCCGUGCCGGACCAGAAGCAUCACGUCUUCGUCCUUCAUGAAGAGAUUGUAAACCAACUCAGACGUUCGCUUGUGGCUUUGGACCUAAAAUCUUCCGUCGCGGAGCUUUUCUGCCUUCUUCAUCCACAUACAGAAGCAAUGUGGUCGUGUGUGAAAAACUUCUUCACUUAUGAAACGACUAAAUCGGUGGUCGUGAAGAGCUGGACGAUCGGCAUCAUCAACAGGAUCGUGCAACUCAUCAUCAUUUCGUACUUUGUGGGAUGGGUGUUCCUCUGGGAAAAGGCCUACCAGGUGAGAGACACAGCAAUCGAGUCUUCGGUCAUGACCAAGGUGAAAGGUUUUGGGAUCUACAACAACCGGGUCAUGGAUGUUGCAGACUAUGUCACCCCGACACAGGGGGGCUCUGUCUUCUGCAUCAUUACUAAAAUGAUCACUACAGAGAACCAGGUCCAAGGAUACUGCCCUGAGAGUGGGAGGAAGUACGUUUGUACCCACAACAGCAACUGCACACGGUUCCUCCACAAGCCAGCAGACUACGGAAUUCCCACCGGGAGAUGCGUUCCUUUUAAUUCCAACGUCAGCAGUUGUGAAAUUAAAGGCUGGUGUCCUGCAGAGAUCGACACCAUCAAGACGGACCCCAUGGAGGAGGUGAAAAAUUUCACAAUCUUCAUCAAGAACAGCAUUCGCUUCCCGACCUUCGACUACACCAAAGGCAACUUUCUUCCUUCCAUGAAUGAAACGUACAUUAAGAAGUGUAACUUCAACAUGGGUCCUGACAUCUACUGCCCCAUCUUCAAAGUAGGAGAUAUUCUCAACUAUGCCCAGCAGAACUUCACUGAACUUGCUGCCAAGGGUGGAGUGAUUGGAAUAAAAAUCAACUGGAUGUGUGAUUUGGACAAGUCCGAUGACUACUGUAACCCCUCGUACUCUUUCACCCGGCUGGAUGCCAUGUCACAGAAGAGUACCGUCUCACCUGGCUAUAACUUCAGGUUUGCUAAAUACUAUAAGAUGGAAAAUGGGACGGACUACCGCACUCUGAUCAAAGCCUAUGCCAUCAGGUUCGACGUCAUCGUCAAUGGAAAUGCAGGCAAGUUUAACAUGAUCCCUACGCUGAUAAACAUGGUGGCAGCGUUCACAUCCGUGGGGGUGGGCACCGUGCUUUGUGACAUAAUACUGCUAAACUUCCUGAAAGGUGCCGAGCAGUACAAGGCGAAGAAGUUUGAAGAGGUCUCAGACGACCCCCUGGACUCCCACAGCAACGGCUUGUAUCGCUCUCAGCUGUCACUCAGACAAACAACCUUCAAGUCCAGUGACUCGGGAGCAUUUUCUAUUGAACAUUACAGCUAGGCUAGGCUAGGCUAGGCUAGGCUAGGCUAAGCUAGGCCAGGGUCAGUAGAAACAGCAGCAAAGACACAAUCAUGAAACGUUUGCAAUAUUAAAGCAUGACUGUCUGUGCAUGGUGACAUUUUAUCAGAUGAAACUAGGAUAUUUUUGGGCUAGCGGACUUUUUAAAAAGCAGAAAGAGACGUAAAUGAAAGGAGCAAUAAAAAGACAGCUAACGUUUGGGUUCUCUUUAAAAGGCCAGUCCUGUUUCGUGUAGCCACAACAUAAUAAAUAACAGAAUUAUUGGACUUUGUUCACGGUAUCCACCCCCCCUCCAAACAUUAACCCCAGUCAGGCUGGACUGGAAGCAACAUAGCGCUGAACCAGCACAUCGCGGCUUUUUAUCGGAGCAUUUAGGAGUGAAUUUGAGUGUUAAUGAUUUUGUUUUCUGGUUUUUCAGUUACAGAUUCAAUAAUAACUCAAGUCAUUUUUAUGAUAUAAAAGCUAAAACUGUUAUCUAAAAGUUGAAAACUUUUAUACUACAAAUUUAAAAUAUGGUAAUCCUUUAAGGCUUCAACUAAAACUACACUAUACACACACACAUAUAUAUAUAAAGAUGUAAUCUACAGUAAUGAACAUCUACGACAUUUGUAAAGCAGCAGUAUUAUUAGCUGCGUUUCUGAUUUUCAAUAAAAUCGAUAUGAAGUUGUUUAGAA